Sclerotinia trifoliorum is the source of this 768-nucleotide messenger RNA. The record is from the annotation of a GenBank genome assembly. Lineage: Eukaryota; Fungi; Ascomycota; Leotiomycetes; Helotiales; Sclerotiniaceae.
UUCCUUCCAUUUAUUCAUUCUUCCCAUUUUGGUGAUUCGCUUGUAUGUGACUUUAUCACUUACUUGACUUGAAUUCUCUCUCGACCUCGUCCUCUAUCCCCCGUUCGUGAUUUUUUCUUACCGUCGACCAACGAAUCAAUUAUACUUCACCAUUUUCUCUCUACUUCCACAUACGACGGGCUUAAUCAAUCAUAACCACUUCACAAUCUCCCACCCAGCAAUCCUCAAUCCUCAACUCAACCUCCAACUUCCAUCCACCUCCCAAACCCCUCAAAAAAUGUCCCGUCCAACCCUCUCCCAACUCACCCGCCUCACCCACCUCUCCCGGACCCAUCGAUUCGCCUCUACAAAAUCCUCCGCCCCCCGUCAAGCCAUCUACUUCGGCCGCGACGUAUACUGGGGAAAAGCGUGGAAGAAUGUAUACGGAACAGGACUUCUGUACGUUUUUUAACAUUCUUGAAUCCCUUGCAUGAUUUUGUGUCGUUUUACGAUAAAUUUAGUGCUGUGCUGAUUGAGAUCUUGAUUCCUCGCAGAUAUAUUCCUGCUGUUGCUGCUGUCAUGUUUUGGUGUAUGCCUAUUCCGCCUGUGAUGAAUCAGUUGAAGGGGGUUAAGAAGACGGUGGUUGGUGCUUAGACUAGGACUGGGACUAGAACGGGAUGUUGAUGUGCGGUGAAUAUGCUGGGUGUUUUUAGGUUGACGAAUUGCUGGGCAUUAUAGAUCGAGCACGAUAUAGGAAAUUACACCAAUGAUAUUGUCUUGUCAUGAUUC